Sorghum bicolor (sorghum) is the source of this 2006-nucleotide messenger RNA. RefSeq lists its product as uncharacterized. Bases 1142 to 1840 code for a protein of 232 amino acids. The record is from RefSeq and is a predicted model, not a curated record. Gene Ontology annotation, biological process: root development; shoot system development. Lineage: Eukaryota; Viridiplantae; Streptophyta; Magnoliopsida; Poales; Poaceae. The transcript is spliced from 3 exons.
GAUGUGAUUGGAAAUCUUGAAAAUUUUUUGGUUUUUGAGGUGAACUAAACAAGGCCUUGGAAAAAAGUGCCUUAAUCUUUUUGUUAGUUAGAGUACCUGCUGUAAGCUAAUACGGACACUUGUGGAAGCAAAACCAGUGGGCGGUGUGAUCUACAGCCUUCACGCAGACAUGGAGGCUGACGCUAACAACCAGCACAACAUGCAUAGGCAAAGCCACAAAAUUAUAGAACACGAUCAUCUUGAGUUUGACAAUUAUUCCAGUCACAUUUAAUAAUAAUCAUCUAAAUUUUUUAGUUGCAAACUGGCCGUAGCCCAAUUGACAACCGAUUCGCUUGUGUAUCAGUCGAAUCCGCCAGUUUUUUCUCUCGCAGCAAAAACAAAUCAGGCAAGAGUAAUUCUGCCAUGACUUAUCAUUUCACUGUCGCGAGGCUUCCCCUCCUGUCACCGCCGGCCGCUUCCGCUGCCCCUGUUCCGGAUGGAGAGCCAAUUUAGCGCCAGCAUCUCCACCGCCGGCGCCCCGUGAGUCACCCCCAUGGUCUCCAAGAAGCGAGGGCAACGGCAGGACGACCCCCAAGGACCAAGGCCGCCGCCGCCGCCGCCUCUGGUUCGCCGCUAAACUCUUGGGGGGUGGGCCUUUCCGCAACGAUCUGAGCAUGGAUCUUCAGAGUGAACCUUGAGAGCAUGAAUCUUCAGAGUGAACCCAAAGAACCCACCAGUUCGGAAUGCAUGGGAACCUGGAGCUGGGAGGCGAAGUCAACUAGAUGUUCGCCCCUCCACUGGCAACUUGCAGGCUAAUUAAUCCAUCUCACGAUCUAGAUCAGAUGCUAAUCUCGAUGCCCUUUCGUCCAUGCAGCGAGCUUGCCGGCCAUAGCACAGACAUGGCAGCCUUGUAAUCAAGCCCAAUGGGCAAUGCAAUUCUUAUUAGUUUUCUUCGGUGGCAGCGCUUGAGCAUGUAGUUGUUCACACAUGAGAAUGAUUCUCCCUGUCUGCUGGUUCAGCUCUGCAGUUGCAUUCACCUCCUUUGCUAUAUAAACAAGGAAGCCGAAGCCUGGAAGACACCAUUGCAACAGCUUGCCUUUGAUCUUUCUUCUUUCCCACUCCCAGAGGCUGCAGUGUUUCACAGCUUUCACUGAAUCCAAAGAUGGCAUACCACAUGAGAUCUGCGAGCCUGCCUUCGAGCCCUAGCAAGACAGAUGUUGAGGAACAGAUUCUGAGCCUCAAAGCUGCCAUCUCUCUGCCUUCAGCGACCAUCGAAACCAUGGUCGAUGGUCUGAGCAUGCUCGGGAGCAUCUACAUCCACAUAGAUGCACUCACAUGCCUGCCCAGCAGCCAGAGGAAAGCAGUGGAAGAGGAGCUUGAGCGCUCCCUCGUCCUACUCGACCUCUGCAGUGCCGAGCAAGAGAGCUUCGUGGAGCUCAAGUUCAUUGUCCAGGAGAUGCAGUUGGCUGUCAAAAGAGGAGACGACGCGGCUCUCCAGACCAGGGUUCAGUGCUAUGCGCGCUUGGUCAAGAAGGCACAGAAGCUGUUCAAGAAGGUCAACAAGAAGACUGCUUCUGCCAUCGAAGGAUGCAGGGUGAUCAACCUGGUUGCUGAAGCAAGGGAGAUUGCCGUGUCAAUCCUCGAAUCAACAUUUCAUCUCCUGUUGAAGCAAAUUGCGAUGCCAAGUUCUAGCAAGUGGUCACUUGUCUCCAAGACGUUCCAAAAGAAGAGAAUCAUAUGUGAGGCGGAGCAGUUGCAAGGGUUGGAGCUGGACAUUGUUGGUAUUGAAAGUGGAGUUGGGACUUUGUUCAGGACGUUGAUCCAGAGCAGAGUUUCUCUUCUGAAUACUCUUAGCUUGUAGACAGAUCAUACAACAAGUCAGCAACUCUGACACCCUGCGAUUAGCAUCCGCCUUUUAGAGGAUUUGCUGAUCAUACAAACAAUUUUGUAUGUACAAAUAUAUAUAUGUAAGGAAGUGUACAGAAAAUUACUCAAAUGAGAGGCAAAGUUUUUGUUCCAUUUCCUGU